AUGUCACAGCACAAGAACAAGAAGGGCUCGGUGAAAACUGAAAAGCAAAAUUUUUUCAGCCAGCAAUCGGCUCCUGCAGCUCCGGCGGACCGGGCCUCAAACGACAAUGAGGACCCUAAGUCGGAUGACAGCAAGCAAAGUUUGAGAUCUGGUGCACCGCUAAACAACCAACAAAUCACCAAGGCUGAUCUCUCUGCAGCCUUAGAGGCAUUAUCGCACAAGCUGAUAACAACCUGGCAACACACGGCAGACUCUAUGAGAAAAGACAUACAAGAGCUGGGGAAGCGAACAACCAACAUGGAGGAUAAAUGCGAUGAAUUCGCCACGGCGCACAACGACCUAGCCACCACUGUAGAACACAGGGAAUAUACAUGGCUGGUCCCGCGGAUGUACCUUAUCAUCCACCAAAGGAUCAAUAGCAGUUGCCGCCCACCCUGA
This is a messenger RNA of Pelobates cultripes (western spadefoot toad), 438 nucleotides long. The record is from the annotation of a GenBank genome assembly. Lineage: Eukaryota; Metazoa; Chordata; Amphibia; Anura; Pelobatidae.